AGAAUGGAGAUGGGACUGACAGGUCAUCGUAGGCGCGUAGAGUUCUAGAGCGGUAGACGCUUCUGGACUCCUCGUGCGCAGUGCAGCAGACAUCGUCGAUCACGCAUUUGACCGGGCCGCCGCUGCUGCGCAUGACUGCAGUUGGAAUCGAGUCGUGUCGUCGAAGCUCUUGCUCGGGGGCACUCACUCGGACGAGGAGCAAGCGACGAGCGUAGCAGCGAGAAGAGUUCAGAGAGGCGGAAGGAGGCAGUAUUGUCGGAUUGGGAACCUCUGACAACGACAUAAAGUGGUGAGGAGAAGUUUGUUCGGUGUAAGCGUGAUCGCGGAAGGUUGCGAGGAUGUCGUACUUGCUGCCCCAUUUGCAUUCCGGAUGGGCUGUGGAUCAGGCCAUUAUGGCCGAGGAGGAGCGCGCCGUGGUCAUUAGAUUCGGGCACGAUUGGGAUGAAACCUGUAUGCAGAUGGACGAAGUGUUGGCGUCGGUUGCCGAGACAAUAAAGAAUCUUGCUGUUAUUUAUCUGGUGGAUAUCACUGAGGUGCCUGAUUUCAACACGAUGUAUGAGUUGUACGAUCCCUGCACGAUUAUGUUUUUCUUCAGGAACAAGCACAUCAUGAUCGAUUUGGGCACGGGAAACAAUAACAAAAUCAAUUGGGCUCUCAAGGACAAGCAGGAGUUCAUAGACAUCGUCGAGACCGUGUACAGAGGUGCUAGAAAGGGACGCGGUUUGGUGGUUUCUCCCAAAGAUUAUUCUACGAAGUAUCGCUAUUGAUGUGGCAAUUCAAGAUUGCUGAUCGCUGUGUAUGUCCCGGAGAUCUCGCGCUUUGUAGGAGGCCGUCAAGAGUUUGGUACAGAAGCCGCGGCGAUAGUAUCCGUGGGCAAUAUACUACUUGAAUCCUCAUAUCGUCGCCAGCUUCACGGAAGUGGUAUAAGUCUUCCAGACAACAUAGCCAGCAAGGCUCUAUAGUUCUAUCAGCGUAACAACUCCAGUGAAAGUCAGAGAGAGCACCUGGUCAUAUGACGAGAAAUUUCCAUCAUGACAUCUCAUGAACAAGUUGACGUCUAUCAGUGCUGGCUUGUUCGCAAGUCCAUCAUAGUCAACAGCUGCAGCAUAUAAACCCUAAAUUUUCAGUCUGAUGAAAGUGAUUCAAUUUCAUUGACUCUUUGCCACCUUUAUCGAAUUCCUUUCCGGAGUUUAUUUCAUUCUCAGUGUUGAGUUUUACAUUAGCACCGUAGUGAGUUAUUUACAUUGAGGGGUUUUUUUGGCACUCGAGAACAGAAUCGAACUUGGACCGUGAGUGGACACGUUGCGGGUGAAUAAGGACAGGACGCUCAGCAUGCCGACUCCACGGUGGCCGAUCAACAUCACCUUAGAAUCUCAGUUACACUCUUCACCGGAACUGCGAGUACAGUCUAUCUUUGCGAAUUUUGUACUAGGUUUACCACGGUUGUUCUUCUCAAGCUCGCCAAUGUCAAAGUUCGAUGAUCCACCGUAGAUGUAUCUUGCAUAAUGACUUUGCUUUUUGGAAAGUUGCGAUGCGUCCCGUUUGGUUCAGCUAGGAUGGCUUGAAAGUACGUCUAUAUUUCUGUUCUGCUGUUUGGAAGACUAUCAAGAUAAUUACAGAAUGAGAGGGGAGGAAAUCAGAAAUUGUUGUUGAUUUCAACUUAUUCUUCACAUUUGUGAAGCUGUUAUGUUGCAUGAAAGUUCUUGAACUGGCGACCAGCACUUGUAGGAU
Molecule: messenger RNA, 1731 nt
Organism: Marchantia polymorpha subsp. ruderalis
Lineage: Eukaryota; Viridiplantae; Streptophyta; Marchantiopsida; Marchantiales; Marchantiaceae
Source: the annotation of a GenBank genome assembly